Molecule: messenger RNA, 852 nt
Organism: Epithele typhae
Lineage: Eukaryota; Fungi; Basidiomycota; Agaricomycetes; Polyporales; Epitheliaceae
Exons: 5
Coding region: 1-852 (283 amino acids)
Source: RefSeq, a predicted model, not a curated record
AUGGCUAAGACUUCGGGAAGAUCCUUCGUGACAGCGACAGCCCUCUUCGUCGUUGGGCUCACACUCAUACAACGAGCCUCUGCGACAUGUCCUGCGGGGUUUCGCAUCCCUGAGGCUUCAAGCUGGUGCACGGGCUGCCUCCCCGGCACUUACAGCGGCCCGGACUCCCGAUUCUGCUCAACUUGCCCCGAAAACACGUUCAGUGCAAGUCUUGCUUCGAGCUGCACGGCCUGCCCCGCCGGCUCGACCAGCAACCCCGGUAGUGCUUCCGGUGAAGGCGCGACUCAGUGCGAGGCGUGUCCCGCGGGCCAGUUCUCGUGGGAGGGCGCGUCCGCCUGCUGCUCCUGCUGCUCCGGCUUCUACUCGGACCACGCAGGCGCGAGCAGCUGCGCGCAGUGCUCCACGGCCGGCGCAUACUCAGUCGUCGGCGCGACCUCCGCGUCCGCAUGCUCCUCCUACUACCUCGGCGGCCAGCUUCCUGCCCCAGCUCCGGGCCUCCUGCCUGCAGUGUCGCCUCGGCCAGCGCAGCUGCCCGUCUAUGGCGUCUCUGCGGACGGGCGCGGCUACCUCCGCGGGAGCGAGUGCGUCGACGUCCGGACGGACCUGGAGAGCUGCGGCGGGUGCGUCGCGGACGACUCGCCGCUCGGCGCGCGCAACGCGGACGGCGGACGGGACUGCAGCGCGAUCCCGCACACGGGGCGGGUGGCGUGCCGCGGGGCGCAAUCGUGCGCGUCUGGCUUCGCGCUCUCCGAAGACGGAGAGGCGUGCGUCGCCUCCAACGCGGCCGGCGCGCUCCAUGUGCAGCGUCGAGCUGUGGGCCACCGUGCCCGACGCUCCGCCGCGAGCCUUUGA